Molecule: messenger RNA, 315 nt
Organism: Ostreobium quekettii
Lineage: Eukaryota; Viridiplantae; Chlorophyta; Ulvophyceae; Bryopsidales; Ostreobiaceae
Source: the annotation of a GenBank genome assembly
GUCUUUUUCGGCGCCAGCUUCACAAUGCGGCACCUGGACAAAACUUGGAGCGACCCGGCCACGUUCCGACCCGAGCGCUUCCUGGAGCCGGGAGCCGACAAGUUUGCCAUGUUCUACCCGUUCGGCAUGGGGGCCCACAUGUGCCUGGGUAAGGAGCUGGCGCUCAUUGAGACGAGGGUCAUGCUGGCGCUGCUGGCGCGGGACUACGAGGUCACACUCAAGGACCCCGACGCCCCGGUGGACAUGUUUCCCACACCGCACUCAGCGGACGGGUGUGUGGCCAUGGUGCAAAAGCUCUCCGCAGCACAGAGCUGA